Molecule: messenger RNA, 1174 nt
Organism: Exaiptasia diaphana
Lineage: Eukaryota; Metazoa; Cnidaria; Anthozoa; Actiniaria; Aiptasiidae
Product: pentraxin-4
Exons: 3
Coding region: 52-990 (312 amino acids)
Source: RefSeq, a predicted model, not a curated record
UUUAAAAAAACAGUUAAAACAGUUAAAACAGUUAAAACUGAUAGAGCUAAAAUGUGCAAGACCAGAGUUUGGGCGAUUUUUAUAUGUUCUACUGCCGGAAUAAUUUGGGCAUUUAGUUUUCAAAUGGCUGAAGCCGAUUGUCAAACCUCGAUAUCGGGAGUACAACUUGCAAACCAUGUCAUGUCGACUUUGACUAUCGGUGAUAUCGAUAGCUGUUACAGGACGUGUGCCGCGAAGAAGGGCUGCAGGAGUAUAAAUUAUUAUAUAAAAAAGUUUCUCUGUGAGCUUAACAGCAGAACAAUCGAGAACACGCCUCAAAAGAAAGUUGUCAACGAAAACUCUGUGUACUUCAAGAUUCCAGAUGACGGAGGGCAAAUAAUUAUGACAUUUCCGCAAGCAAGUUUGAAAAAUAAAGUUGUGCUAGAGAACUGGUUCGAAUCUUUGAAGGCCUUUACAGUAUGCUCAUGGAAUCAACCAACAUCAAAAUCUCAACAAGCACUUUUCAGCUAUGCCACGAAGGAUUAUUAUAACGAAAUAUAUUUAGAACUCAACACUAGGAAUUCGUCGACUACAUUUUUAGAUGUGCACCUGAAUGUUYAUUCCGGGGAGGCGGUGUAUCCUGUCGAUGGUAACUGGCACCAUUUUUGUUUGACAUGGGAGAACMUUCGAGGUGAGUGGAAAAUAUACAUCGAUGGCGCCGARAAAUCUAAAGGGAUCAAGAACUCAGGUAGGGUUAUUCCUGGAAAGGAAGCCAUUAUACUUGGWCAGGAUCAAGACUCUGUCAAGGGAGACUUUGAUUUAGCACAAAGCUACCAAGGCAAAGUGGCCAACGUGAACCUUUGGGACAGGGUCCUCACGGCACAAGAGGUAGCUGACUUGUCUCGAUCAUGUUCCUUUGGAGAAGGAAAUGUUGUCAUGUGGUCAGACUUUCUUGCCAGAGUAGAAGGGAAUAUCGUGCUGCUUAAAGCUUAUCAUGAUUGUGUUAAAUAAAGCGUAUUUCGCUUCAGCUUUGAUGAUUCGUGUUAGGACUUUAUAAUUUUUAGGACAUUAAAGAGCAAGCAGUGUAAUCAGUGCAAGCCUUUAGAUCAUAGUAUUAUUUCAGAGGAUCUAUUUUAAUUUGGCACCCAUAGAAAUUUCAUAAAUCUUAGCACAACAGACGAAUACAAAACAUAUA